Messenger RNA from Cercospora beticola, 3705 nucleotides. Its product is annotated as DEAD/DEAH box helicase. The record is from RefSeq and is a predicted model, not a curated record. NCBI's taxonomy places the organism in Eukaryota, Fungi, Ascomycota, Dothideomycetes, Mycosphaerellales, Mycosphaerellaceae. Gene Ontology annotation, molecular function: ATP-dependent chromatin remodeler activity; ATP binding. Gene Ontology annotation, cellular component: nucleus. Gene Ontology annotation, biological process: DNA repair.
AUGGCUAGUGGCACUCCAGAUCCAAUGGCGACGGGCGACAGCGACCGUGCUGCCUCGCCGCCAUCUGCGCAAGAACAAAACUCCUUCAUGGAACCCGACGCUUUCGGCGACGGCGACUUCGAAUUUGAAGGUCUGGGCUCGGCUCUUGACGAGCUCCAGCAAUACGCUCAGUUUCCGGACGACGAAGAAGUGAUUGCAGCUGAGCAGAACGGCCAGGAGAUUGACACAGUCAAGUCCGAAACGGGCGACAGCGACCCAGUCGCUCCAUUCGAUAGCUUCGACACUGAGGAUCCGCAACUACAAACAACUUUCGCUGACCUGGACUUCGAUAACGAGAUGACAGAGGCAGGUGACGCGAAUGCCGGCGUGUCUCCACCGAAUCGCGAGUCUGAACGCCCAGCAGAGGCACCACGUCAACUAGACUUCGGCAACAGCAUUCUCGGAAAACAGAAGCAGAAACAGCGUGAAUUGGCUCAACGCCACUGCCGUGGCGCAGAUUCACCAGCAGAAGGCUCCCCAGAACCGGUGAUCUCGCGCCAUGACUCCAUGGAAGCGAUGGGUUCAAUGCCACCGCCGCCGGCUCCACGACUAAAUGACGCCGACAUGGAAGCAGAGUACCAGACUGCGAAAGCCAAUUAUGACAGGAAAUCUAAGGCUGGUACUCUGACCACGGCAGAGGAGAUCGACUUCAUGAAAACCAGUGCUCAUCGUGAUGCACGCCAACGCAAGAUCGAUAUGGAUCGACGCGCCGAUGAAGACAUGUCGCCAGAGCCGGACAACGAGAGUGGCCUCUUUGUCAGCGACACUACAGACCACUUCGUGCCGUACAGCAUGGAGUCUAGUGAUGAUGAAGAUGAUCUAGCAUUCCGAGCCGCCACCAGAACGCGAUCAGGUGGCAAACGCAAAGCCACUGUCGAGGAUGCUGAUGAUGACGAUACCACUACUACUAUGUCUGCCGCUCAGAACGCAAAGAAGCCUCGCAAGAAGUCCGGGCGUCAAACUUUCACGGAUGUCGACAUUGAUGCGGUCUUGAACAAGGCUGACGAGCGACGAAAAGACAAGGCAAAGAAGGGCAAGGGCGCAGGCAAACCUGCAGGAAAGGGCAGCGGGCGUGGGAAGAAACAGGCAGAUUUGACAAACGUGAAAAGUAUGUUUGGAACAAAUGUGUUCAAGGACACCGAGAAGAAUGCCAACCUGCACAACCAACCCAAUUUCAGUGGCACCAAGCGCAAAGCUGAUGCAUUGAAGCAACUCAUUGCUUCCGUACCACAGGAGAAUCGCAAGAUUGCCGCAGCAGACAAGCGCUUCCUCGACGAAGCUUGCAAGUCGUUCAAUGGCACUGGCGCUGUCAAAGCAAGUCCAGAUGGAAAUUGGCUCGUGAAAGGGAUGAGAUCAACCUUGAAGCACUAUCAAGUCCUGGGCACUGCUUUCAUGCGAAAGCGCGAGAACGAGCUUCAUGAGCCCAGAGGCGGCAUUCUUGCAGACGAAAUGGGCCUGGGCAAGACUGUCAUGAUGCUGGCCAACAUCAUCAACGGCAAGUCCUCAAAUCCACAACAGAAGUGCACCCUUAUUGUGGCUAGCCCAGCUUUGUGCAAUCAGUGGGAGGCCGAGAUUCAAAAGCAUACCCUCAGCAAGAACAAUGAUCGUCAUGUUGAGCACGCGAUCAAGCAUGGUAUCAAGGUUGUCGUUCAGCAUCGUGCCGGACAUAGGAUCAGUUCCAACGCCGACAUCGUGCGCGAGCGCAUAGUCGAAGCCGACAUAUGUCUCACUACCUACGGCGAGAUCUGCAAGUCCUAUCCGAAGCCUCAGGUUCCAGCACAUCUUGUCACUGCGGCUCAGAAGGAUGCGUGGUGGAAGGACCACUACGAGAAAGAGAAGGGUGUUUUCCACCGUCUCAAGUUCCAUCGAGUGGUGCUUGACGAAGCUCAGGCGAUCAAGAACCACAAAGGUCAUACGAGUCUCGCGUGCCGGGCAGUGCAGGCUACGCACUACUGGGCCAUUACUGGCACACCGAUCAUGAAUCGAUUGACCGAGUUCUACCCUUACUUCAAGUUUCUUCGCGAGCCAAAUACUGGCUCUUUCCGGAUCUUCAAGGAGAACUUCUGCACACCAGACGAUCCGGAUGGUACUGCUCGGUUGGCUGUGUUCCUUCGCAAGAUCAUGAUCCGCCGCACACAUCUGGAUACCCUAUUUGGUGCGAAGCUCGUGGACUUGCCUCAGCCGAAACAGACUGUGGUCUGGCUAAGCUUCAAUGAGACAGAGCGCCAGAUCUACGAGAUCGUCAGAGCACGCUUCAUUCAGCGGAUCAACACCAUCUCUAAGAACGAGAACGGCGUAUUGGUGCAACAUUACAACCACAUCUGGACCAUGCUUCUUCGACUUCGCCAACUCUGUGCCCACAUAUUGCUUGUCCAGAGUACCAUCGUUGACCUGCUCAAGCGCGAGGACUUUGAGAAGCUGAAUGCACUGUGCCGCCACAAAAUGACGGAAGAUGCAGGCGCUUCCGUCCUCAUCCACCUCCGACAUGUGUUGCAGAAGAGUGUAACAGACAACGAAGAGACCGUGGAAGCGGGAGCUGGUGGCGUUGGCACAGUGGUCCCCGCCUCACAGACUGCGCCGAUCAACAUCGUCGAAUAUGCUGACAGUCUGGGCCUUGCCGGAAGGAAGCAUGGCCUCAGCUACAACUUUGGCAAGUACAUGCAGAAUCUGGCGGAUUCGAGUUCAUUCGAGGAGAUCGAGGCACGUUCCACGUGCAGUGCGUGCCGCCAGCCACCAGAGAACCCGCAUGUCACUUCGUGCUUCCAUAUCUACUGCCUGACCUGCGUCAAUGAGCUGCAACAUCAGGCUGCACGUGCCGGAAGGGAAUGUGCUACAUGCGUCGAGUGCGGCACUGAGUACACCACCGUCGAUCCUUGCGCUCUCAACCCAACAUAUCCGCAGUCCAGUGUGGCUUCUUCCGCCUCUGACGUCCAAUCCUUCACCGGCAGCGGCAAGGGUGCCAAGGGCAGAGGUAAGAAGAGAAAAGACGAGAACGACUGGAUUGGUAUGAAAGGCGACAUCCUCCCAUCCACUAAGACCAUCGCGUGCAAAGCGCAGAUCCUGGAGUGGCUAGGCAAGGAUCCGAGAUGCAAAAUCAUCGUCUAUACCCAGUUCAUGCCCAUCAUCCGCAUCAUGACUAAGGUCUGCUUGCAGGAGCAGUGGAACCAUGUCAUCUAUCAGGGGUCCAUGUCUCAAGACGCCAGAGACGCGGCUAUCAAGCGGUUUGGCGAAAACGUUGAGUGCAACGUCAUGCUCAUGUCUCUUCGAUGCGGUGGCUUGGGUCUCAAUUUGACGAUGGCGCAGCACGUCAUUCUCAUCGACCCGUGGUGGAACUCCGCCGUCGAACAGCAAGCCUUCUGCAGAGUUUUCCGCAUCGGUCAGGAGAAAGAAACGCGCAUGACGCGGUUCGUCGUCGAGAAUACCAUCGACGCCGCCAUGAUGGCCUUGAAGGAGAAAAAGGAGAAAGAAAUCGAUGAAGUCAUGGAGAACCCGCGCCUCAAAGAAAAGCUCACAGUCGAAGAGUUACUGCGUAUGUUCGGGGAAGUUCGUCAUGACGAGGGUGGCCAACCAUUCAUUUUCGCCGAAGGUGUGGAGAAUGAAGAAGACCAUGACAGGUUCCGUGAGGAGGACGACGAGAAUGAGGAGUUCAUUGUUAAUGAAUUUUGA